CCACUAAAAGGUAAAACGCGCUUUAGUAUAAAACGCUUGGGCCGGGUUCGUUUGAGCACAGUUCGAACUGUUUCAUUGCUAAGUGAAGUACAGCCUCCCCUUUGUAACAAUGGCAUUCAAGUUUGUGACCUUCCUCGCCUUGGUGGCCGUCGCUCGUGCUGGACUCAUCGGCUCCCCUGCCUUGUCUUAUGCUGCUGCUCCCGCCCAUCUCUCCUAUGCCGCUCCAGCCCAUCAACUGUCCUAUGCUGCCCCACUGACCAAGACCCUGGUUGCCGCUCCUCUCACCAAGCACAUCGUUGCCGAUGAGUACGAUGCCCACCCACAGUACUCCUUCUCCUACGGAAUCGCUGACGGACACACCGGAGACCAGAAGGAACAGCACGAAUCCCGUGACGGAGAUGUCGUCAAGGGAUCUUACUCCCUCGUCGAUCCAGAUGGUUUCAAGCGUACCGUCGAGUACACCGCCGACCCACACAACGGAUUCAACGCCGUCGUUCACCGUGAACCACUCGGCCAUGUGAAGACCAUUGCUGCUGCUCCAGUUCUUGCCGCCAAGACCAUUGUUGCCCAGCCAGCUCUGUCCUAUGCUGCCCCACUUGCCCACAAGACCAUCAUCUCGCAGCCAGCUCUGUCCUAUGCUGCUCCUCUUGCCCAUCACCAGACUCUCCUGGCCCAGCCAGCCCUCAGCCACUACGCUUCCCCAGCCCUGUACCACCACUAGAAAAAUGAAAAUAUAUUUGCAAAGAUGAAAUAAAUCAUCCAAAAAUUUA
Toxorhynchites rutilus septentrionalis is the source of this 770-nucleotide messenger RNA. RefSeq names its product larval cuticle protein A3A-like. The record is from RefSeq and is a predicted model, not a curated record. The transcript is spliced from 2 exons. Gene Ontology annotation, cellular component: extracellular matrix. The coding region runs from base 110 to 721 and encodes 203 amino acids. NCBI's taxonomy places the organism in Eukaryota, Metazoa, Arthropoda, Insecta, Diptera, Culicidae.